This is a messenger RNA of Helianthus annuus (common sunflower), 1428 nucleotides long. RefSeq names its product RNA-binding KH domain-containing protein PEPPER. The coding region runs from base 53 to 1282 and encodes 409 amino acids. Lineage: Eukaryota; Viridiplantae; Streptophyta; Magnoliopsida; Asterales; Asteraceae. Gene Ontology annotation, cellular component: cytoplasm; nucleus. The record is from RefSeq and is a predicted model, not a curated record. Gene Ontology annotation, biological process: regulation of gene expression. The transcript is spliced from 6 exons. Gene Ontology annotation, molecular function: mRNA binding.
UAUAAACUCUUCCUGUUCCUAAACCCUAAAACUCAGAAACCCCCAAACACCAAUGGCAGAACCCGAAACUCCAAUCAAUGCAACCACAAUCCCUGAUCAACCGGCAGCGGCGCCGGUGCCGGAAUCCGAUAUUUCAAGCGUGACGGAGAAGAAGUGGGCGGGAUGGCCGGGAGACUGCGUGUUUAGGGUUAUAGUGCCGGUGCUGAAAGUUGGGAGCAUUAUUGGACGCAAAGGAGACCUUAUUAAGAAGAUGUGCGAACAAACAAAAGCUCGGAUUCGUGUGCUGGAUGGUCCUGUUGGUAAUCCUGACCGCAUUAUUUUAAUUUCUGGCAAAGAAGAAACAGAGGCACCCUUGUCACCGGCAAUGGAUGCUGUGAUAAGAGUGUUUAAACGUGUUAACGGAUUCCCGGAGGAUGAGAACGAUGGUGCAGCAGCCAUUCCCUUCUGCUCAUUCCGACUAUUGCUACCAUCAACGCAAGCCGCGAGUCUUAUUGGAAAGCAAGGAUCUUCAAUCAAGACAAUACAGGAGACCGGUUGUUCUGUUCGUGUCGUCCCUAGUGGUGAAAUAACGACAUUACCCACCAACUCGGAAGAUAAAGUUGUGGACUUACAAGGAGAGGCUCUUAAAGUUUUGAAAGCGUUAGAAGCUGUAGUUGGACACUUGAGAAAGUUUUUGGUUGAUCAUAGCGUUCUCCCGCUGUUUGAACAGACUCACAAUGCGACAGCCACACAAGAACAUCAAGCGGAGACAUGGGCUGAAAGACCCAAUGUGCAUCUGGGUUCGCGUAAUCGGGUUGGUAGUGAAUCACUGUUUCUUGACCGUGAACCACAACAAGAGUCACGGGGGUUUUCAUCUGGGCUUAUGUUUCAUGGACGGGAUCCUGGGUUAUCCACAGUUCAGUCUCCGCUACUUGGUCUUACAACUGAUCGUUUUGUAACUCAGGUUGCUCAAACAAUGCAAAUACCACUAGUUUAUGCUGAGGACAUAAUUGGUGUUGGCGGAAGAAAUAUCACAUAUAUUCGUCAGACAAGUGGUGCCCUUCUUACUGUUCAAGAAGGUCGACCAGAUGAAAUUGUAAUUGAAAUGAAAGGGAGCUCCUCACAAGUUCAGGCUGCUCAACAACUUAUUCAGGAUUGUGUAAACAACCAUAAUAAAUCCAUUCCGAGUGACUACAGCAACAUGGACUUAGGUGCAAGAUCUUCUUCAUACUCCGGGUUCAUAGACCCAUCUUAUAGUCGAGAUCCGUAUGAUUUCCGUGAAUAUAGUAAUUACAGAAUGUGAAUUUACUGACCCAAUGAAAAGGCUUUCAUUCUUUCUUUGUAUCGUUUUCUGUUCAACGUGUAAUGUCGUUUUCUUGAAUGUUUUCUGAACAUGAUUUUAUUAGGAAUGACUCAACAGAUUAUGUCUUUUGAGGUUGGUUUUGUUUC